AUGGCUAUUAAAAAAAGAGGGAGACCAGUGCCAGUUCUUAUCCCAGAGGACACUAGACUACCAUUGAGAUUUCUUUCCGACAGAGCCAUCCGAAAAAAGGCAGGAGUAGCGGAUGACAAUCCCUACUUAUUUCCAAAUACAUCAAACGCUUAUACCAGGGCAUAUGAUUGUUUGAAAUCUGUGUGCAGCCAACUUCAUCUUCAGGCACCUCACCACAUUACCUCGGUAUUGAUGAGGAAAUAUACGGCAACACUUACCCAGAUGCUGAACUUGAAUAGAAAUCAGCUGGAUUGGGUGUGUCAACACUUGGGACACACAAAAGCUGUUCACAAAGAACACUACAGACAGAUGUCUGGUUUAGUGGAACGAACUGAAAUAAGCAAACUAUUUUUGAUACAGGACCUAAACCUUACAUCUAGGUUCAAGGGGAAGCGACUGGAUGAAGUGGAUAUCAAAGAUAUUGUCUUUCCUGAGGACCUAGAAGCUGACUAUGUUGGUGCCUGUCGUUCAGAUCAACUUUCAGUCCCUGAGAACCAGGUCAGUCCAGAAGAAGUAAUGUUAUUGGAAUCAGGCUAUUGUGAUGAAGAAGAUAAGGCUGAUGACGAUGAUGAUGAGGAGGAGGAGGAGUGUGAUGAAGAAAAGGAAAAAAACAAAAACAAAAACCACCGAAGACAAAAAUGGUCUGACAAAGAAGUUUCGGAAUUGAGAAAAUAUUUCCCAACAUAUCUUGAAACCAAAACAACACCCAAAAGAGCUGACAUCGACAAAAUAAGGAAAGUUAUUAGGAGAAAAGGAGGCAUUUUGCAUCAGCGGGCAAACCAUUUGAUAAUCAAAAAAAUAUCAAACAUGAACCAUUCAAAGCACUGA
Molecule: messenger RNA, 867 nt
Organism: Ylistrum balloti
Lineage: Eukaryota; Metazoa; Mollusca; Bivalvia; Pectinida; Pectinidae
Exons: 6
Coding region: 1-867 (288 amino acids)
Molecular function (GO): DNA binding
Source: RefSeq, a predicted model, not a curated record